This is a messenger RNA of Menidia menidia (Atlantic silverside), 3305 nucleotides long. NCBI's taxonomy places the organism in Eukaryota, Metazoa, Chordata, Actinopteri, Atheriniformes, Atherinopsidae. The record is from the annotation of a GenBank genome assembly.
UGUGGUUGAGCAUCUCUUUAAUUUGCUGUGAUAAGUCAGUUUGUGUGUUUUUUUGUCAAAAACUGAUCUAUUUUUUCAGCCAUAUAAACUGUUUUUAAAUACCGAUGCACUGAUUAGCGUGUGUGUGGGACAUCUCAUGUGCAAACGUUGUCUAAAUGUUAUUGUCAUUUUUGGUCGACUUAACCUAAGACACCAGCGCUCGUACACAGUGGGACGUCCUGUUCCAGCUUGAAUAACAUCACAACCUUGCAGGGGUUUUGUACUCGACUGAAGUGUGUAAAAGGUAAGCCCCUCCCCUUAAAUGUUUAUAUAUUAAAACACCGCAUUACUUAUCAUUUAUUAAAAAGAAAAAUGCCUAUUAUAUCUGAGAGAUUACUUAAAACCAAAACAAACGUGAGGUAACUUAGCUUCUUAUAUAUCACGAGUCACUUCCGGGUAUUUGCAGCGGUUCAAACAAAACCGGAAGUUACUGGGAGUGAAUCCUCUGGGCUCUGUAAUGAUGCCCUAUAUUUGUGUAGCCUCACCAGCUUCUUCCAGAAGUUUCCUUGACCGGCUUUUCACCGGCGCGGCGGUAACUCUCACAGGCAUCAUUGCGGACACGUAGUUUUUUGGUAGUUUGUUUGACGCUAAAUGCCAUAUUUGCCUAAUCUGUUCCGAGCAGACGCUUGUCCGUGGACUGUCAAAACAAAUUUGACAGUUUCUGGCUGCAAAAGUGACAGGAGCUGCGGCGGCUAUCUCUCUCUCUCUCUCACACACACACACCGACACACAAACGACUUACUGGAUGCUUUGUCAGCUUUGACAAUGUUUUCAUGAAGAGGAAGACGAGCUGACUUGGUACGGUAAUGGGUAAGGAUUAUUAUAAUGUGCUAGGAAUAGCCAAAGGUGCGUCCGAAGACGAAAUAAAAAAGGCAUACAGAAAACAGGCUUUGCGCUUUCAUCCGGACAAGAACAAGUCUCCCGGAGCGGAGGACAAAUUCAAAGAGGUCGCCGAAGCAUACGAUGUCCUCAGCGAUGCCAAGAAAAGGGACAUCUACGAUCGCUACGGAGAGGAAGGAUUGAAGGGACCGACUGAUGGUGGAGGACACACCGGUCCCAGUUUCAACUACACCUUCAAUGGAGACCCCCAUGCCAUUUUUGCGGAGUUUUUUGGGGGCCGCAGCCCCUUCGAUCACUUCUUCUCACAGAACGGGGGGGAUGAUAUGGAUGUCAACGACCCCUUCGGGGCCUUCGGCAUGGGAGGAAUGGGUGGGUUUCACCGGCCCUUCAAAGCUCACCCGGGAAGCUUUCACAGAAGACACGAGAAAAAGAAGGACCCUCCGGUGGUGCAUGAGCUGAACCUGAGCCUGGAGGAGGUUUUCGCCGGCUGCACCAAAAAGAUGAGGAUUUCUCGCAAGAGACUGAACCCCGACGGCUGCACCCUACGCAACGAAGACAAAAUUUUAACAGUGGACAUCAAGCGCGGCUGGAAGGAGGGCACAAAAAUCACGUUUCCCAAGGAGGGCGAUGAAACCCCCACCAACAUUCCGGCAGAUGUGGUGUUUGUGGUGAAAGACAAACCCCACCCUGUGUUCAGAAGAGAGGGCUCCGAUAUAGUUUACCCGGCCAAAAUAUCUCUUAAAGAGGCGCUGUGUGGGUUCACCGUCAGCGCUCCCACUCUGGAUGGCCGGACCAUCUCUGUGACCUCCAGAGAUAUUGUCAAACCCGGGAUGAAGAAGCGGAUCUCAGGGGAGGGGCUUCCUCUGUCGAAGUUCCCCGAGAAGAGGGGCGACAUGAUCUUGGACUUCAGCGUUAAAUUUCCUGACAAACUGGGCCAAAGCACACGCGACGCGCUGGAGCAGAUCCUUCCCAUGUGACCCGGCUCUUCCCUCUGACCGCCAGGCUCUGCUGUGUGGGGCCGGUUCAUUCUCCAGCUGGGUCUACUGGGACUCCCCGAGCACCGAAUCUGAUUUGUGUGUGAAGGAAAAGUUGAACCACGGAAAGAAAUGUUGUUUUUAAAAGGUCGUCAAAGCGGACCACCAGUUAGUUUUUUUUUUUUUUUUAAUCAAUCAGAGGAUGUGGCACCAGAGCAGAAGAUGGUGAUUAGAGAGGAACCUCCAGCUCGCUGCUUAACAGCCCCUCAGGUGCAACCACCUACGUCUGAAUGCAGCAGUAAGGGAAUAUUCCAUGUUCCAGGUGUGUACGCCACACUGUCAGUAACAGCAUUAAACAGACUUUUCUUUUCAAGUGUCCAAGCGUAAUUAACACUCACCUUUAAUGCCACAACGUCGUAAACUGCCAGGUAAACUGUGCUUUGUACGUCUGCGAUGGUUCCCGUCAGCGCUAACGCUGUGGCGACGCCGCAGUGAGUCCCACACCGCCCACAGCUCAUCCCCGCACUCCCCCCCCGCCCCCCCGCCCGCUCGCCUCACACCGGACGACCAGCUGGCACCCGGUCCAUCACACGGCUAUCUAUCAGGUUUUUAAAAAAAGACCAGUUCUUCCUCAUGCUCGGUGCUCCUUAACUAUGGAAGUUUGAUUUGUGAAACGUGGAGAUGGCACGUUAAAAUGUUUACCAUUUUCAGUAUAGACGUUCUGUGCCAAAUAUGUCCCCAUGUAAUCAAAGUGUGCGUCUGAGGGUGUCAUUAGUCUGUUUCCUGAAAGGUGUGAUUGAUGACUACAGCAGUCAAAAAAUGAGUCCCCAGCUAAAAACGAUCAUUUAUGCAAAUAUAUGUCUUUCAUAAUUCAGAUCCUGCUCGUGUUACUCUGAUUUUCCAAAUGAAAUGAAAAUUCAGUACAUGUGUUUUCACAGGAGUGAGCUCUAAUGCUUUUAGGGUAAAAACCGACAGAGUUUAUCCAGUGAUUUAAAGGCCGCUAGUAUUACCUUUUUGUUGGAUUAUUCUGUCAUCUAUUCUGUUAUCAUAACUUCUGACAGCUGAAGCGUCUAGAAACGGAGUCACGGCUCUUUAGGAAUCAGGACAAACCUUUCCACUCUGCGUUCCACUGUGCUAAUGAUGGUUGUUACUAAGCCAGUGAGGGAUUUUAAUGCAGUUCUGACCACCGGACACAAACAUGUUGUUUAACAUCGAUGUACAGAUGUGUAAUAUGAUAUAAUUUGUUUUCUUUUUGCAAAAAAAAGUACGCUUUUGAAGAGGAAACAGUUAUUUUGUUAUACCUCAUGUUUAUGUUUUAAAAUCUCUAGCUGCCAUUCAGAAUGCUUUAAUUUUUAACAACCAAAGCUUUGACAGGAUCAGAUGUUUUUUUUAGUCCUUUCCUAUGCUGUGAUGAUCACCAUCUCCACAUUAAAAAAUAGGCAAAGCUCUGAA